Molecule: messenger RNA, 663 nt
Organism: Sclerotinia borealis F-4128
Lineage: Eukaryota; Fungi; Ascomycota; Leotiomycetes; Helotiales; Sclerotiniaceae
Source: the annotation of a GenBank genome assembly
AUGAGCAAACCAAUUACUAUGUAUGGCCACGCCACCGGGCCAAAUCCAUGGAAGGUAGCCAUCAUUCUUGAAGAGCUCAAGAUUCCCUAUACCACCAAGUUUAUGGAAAUGUCGGACCUCAAAAAAGAUCCCUUCGAACAGCUCAACCCCAACGGCCGUGUCCCCGCCAUCACCGACCCCAACACCGACGUUACACUCUGGGAAUCCGGCGCCAUAAUCGAGUACCUAAUCGACACCUACGAUCUGUCCGCCGCGCUAACCUACACCUCGUCCCCCGAACGGUACCAAGUAAAACAAUGGCUGCACUUCCAAGUAUCCGGACAGGGACCAUAUUACGGACAAGCUGCCUGGUUUUCCAAGUUCCACGGCGAGAAGAUCGAUAGUGCUAUUGAGAGAUAUUACGAGCAGAUCAAGCGCGUGCUGUACGUGUUGGAUAAACAUUUGAAUGGCAGAGAGUGGUUGGUGGGUGAUAAGUGCACGUUUGCGGAUCUGUCGUUCGUUCCUUGGGAUAUGGCUAUCCCGUAUAUUUUCGGCGAUCGAGUGGGAGAAUUGCAGAUUGAGAAGAAUUAUCCUAAUUAUUUUGCUUGGAAUAAGAAAUUGAUGGAGAGACCUUCGGUACUGAAGAUUAUUGAGGAUAAGAAGGCCGCUGCGAGUAGCUCUUAG